GCGGUAGGCGUUUAACCGCCUUUUGCAUAACAUGUGCCGCCUCUGGCUGUCACGUUCCUCAAACGCUGCGCCAGCAUUUAUGGCAAGGAAGGUAAAGAGAUACGGAAGAGCAAGCGUAUCUCCUCAGAGAUCUGGUCAAAGACGGUUGAUUCAAAAAUCUCCCAAGAUUCAGAUCGGCCAAGACUCAGGUCGGGCAAACGUAUCUCCUCAGAGAUCUGGUCAGAUCGUGACACGUUUUAUUUGGUCGCUACAUGAAGGCCAGCUCGUCCAAGGUCACAAAUUGGCACUGCCUAUUCAGCCAUCUCAAAUCGUUCUGCAGGUUGAUCUGUUUCUUUUCACAAUCCAUCCCAGCCCGUCACGGUAUCCAAAUUUAUUAGCUCGAUUACAUGCGUGGCAGCUCAUGAAAGAUCUUAGACGUAAUCAAGUCUCAGAUCGUUCUGGGGGAGAGGCCGCUCCUUCUCAGCUCGUCAUUAUGACUGACCGACAACAUCAUCCAGUCGCUUCAGUAUCUUUGGUAGUAGUCAUGGAUCAGGCCCGCACUAAUAUGGUUAUAGAUGCUUUCAGCUCGCCUGCACACUCUCAGCCUCGCGAGCUCGCCCCUUUUCGUACAACCCUUAACUCGGCCGUCAUCCAGGUCGGCCACAAGUUGUUAAAGCUCUGCCAUUGUCACUACUUAGGGCGCGAGCCCACAGACACCCCUAGCCCAGUUCGUCAACCGAACGCCGGAGGGGGACUGCCCAAACAAUAUCCAAUUAAUCGGAUAAUUAAUGACGGCAAACAAACUGCUCUCCAUAUUGCAGUUUUAGCUGGUGCUGUAGAGAUUGCUGAGGAAUUGAUCAAGAGAAUGUCAGAAACAGACUUGGAAAUACAAGAUAGGGAUGGUUGCCCGGCUCUUUACUUUGCUGCUCGUAGUGGGAAGAAGAUAGCAGAAUGCUUGGUUGAAAAGAACCCGACAUUACCAACUAUUCCCAAUAAGGAAGGAUAUAUCCCCGUUGUAUGGGCAUGUGCUUGUGGAGAUAAGAAUGUGACCGAGUAUCUGUAUUCUAAGACCCCUAAAGAAUCCCUAAGCCCAGAUGUUGGCAAAAAUGGGCCUCGUCUCCUCAAUUAUACCAUAAGUGGCAAAAUGUUUGAUAUCUCAUUGGAUUUACUUCGGGACUAUCCAAGCUUGGCCGUCACCAAAGACAGCAGCCACAGUACUCCGAUUCUGACAUUGUCUGAUGAACCAUCUGCAUUCUUUAGUGGAAGUGGUCUUGGAUUUUGGCAACGUUUAAUUUAUCAUCGUCUAAAGAUAAACAAACACAGUUUCUCUAAUGAUGUUCGACUUCCUGUUACUCACCAAGAUCAGAAUGAAAAGAAAAACAUCAAAAUGCAGGCGUUUUUUGGACUUCAUGCAUUGGACUUAAUGCUUCUAAAGUUCUCUGGAAUCAAGCAAAUUUAUGAUUUGAAGUUGAUCCAUACACGGAUGCUAGCCCCUGACUUUCAAUUAGCUCGCAUUUCUGGAGCAGCCCUACAAAUGCAAAGAGAACUACAGUGGUUCAAGGAGGUUCAAAGUAUUGUUCCAGAGUCAUGUAAAAAAGCUAGAAAUAAAGAUGGUGAAACUCCUAGUGAUGUAUUUACUAAGAGCCACAAGGAAUUGGCAAAACAAGGGGAGAAAUGGAUGAAAGCCACAGCGAGUUCUUCUAGUGUUGUUGGCUCUCUCAUAAUUACCAUCAUGUUUGCUGCAAUUUUAACUGUUCCUGGUGGUAACAAUCAGGAAACUGGCGUUCCCAUUUUCUUGCGUAAAAAAUCAUUCAUGGUAUUCUUGAUAUCAGAUGCAAUUUCCCUCUUCACUGCAUCCAUCUCAGUGUUGAUGUUUCUGGGAAUCCUCACAUCACGUUAUGCCGAGGAAGACUUUUACAAGUCCUUACCUCAGAAGUUGAUUUUGGGCCUUUCAACACUCUUCAUCUCUAUAGCAACAAUGAUGGUAACAUUUUCUUCUGCUCUUAUAAUUAUGGUACAAGGCCGUCGGUCAGUAAUUCUUCCAAUAAUUCUGCUAGCUGCUCUUCCUGUCACUCUUUUUAUGUGGCUGCAAUUUCCGCUCCUUGUUGAAAUUUUUAUUUCAACCUAUAGACCAGGAAUCCUUGUUAAGACAAAGAAGCAGUGGCAUUAGCACAGUAAAUGUGUCCAAUUUGCUCAUCAUGGUAGUGAUGCCCUUCCCUCUUUAGACGAGGUUGAUCAGACGAAAAAGAAUGCUGCAGCUCUACAUGCAAUUCACAUUACAUGUUCACCAUGUGUUUUUGCUUUUAUAAAGGAUAUCAGUUCUG
This is a messenger RNA of Rubroshorea leprosula, 2303 nucleotides long. NCBI's taxonomy places the organism in Eukaryota, Viridiplantae, Streptophyta, Magnoliopsida, Malvales, Dipterocarpaceae. The record is from the annotation of a GenBank genome assembly.